This is a messenger RNA of Aspergillus brunneoviolaceus CBS 621.78, 862 nucleotides long. RefSeq lists its product as uncharacterized. The record is from RefSeq and is a predicted model, not a curated record. The transcript has a single exon. Bases 144 to 605 code for a protein of 153 amino acids. Lineage: Eukaryota; Fungi; Ascomycota; Eurotiomycetes; Eurotiales; Aspergillaceae.
UCAGACGAGACGUAGAUGGGUAUAUUGAGAAGGUCAGAUUUCCAACGCGACAAAAGCCCAGAUGGGAGUAAGCGAUCGUAUCUGUAGUCGGGAAGAGCGUGUAGUGGGUAAAGACACCGAUGAGAUAGGUGUCUAAAUGGAAGAUGGAGGGGUUAACGAGAGACUGCAGAUGUAGAAGACACCCGAAGGGCACACACACGAUACAAUAUGGAGUGGGUAAGAGAAAGAGCGUAAGGAGGUGCGGGAUGGAGAUUAUUGAAAAAGGAUUGGAGAGGGCGAGAAGGGAAGGGAAGGGAAAGGUCAGUGAGUGGCAGUGGGGGGACGGGAAGGAAAGGAUUGGACUGAUCCGCUCUGCCUCUCCCUCUUUCUCUCGCUCACUCAGUAAUCAGUCACUUAUUCACUCACUCACUCACUCACUCACUCACUCACUCACUCACUCACUCACUCAUUUCACUGCAAUCCUUUGCACAACCGUCCGGCCGCUGAAAAGUCACCGGGGCGCCAGGCAAUCCAAAAUCACCAAUGGUGAACGCGCGCCCAGCCGUGGGCGCUCCCUAGUGUUGGCGCUAAUGAGGUCCACUGACCAGUCAGCGGGAGCGAUAUGAGACAGAUUGACCAGGGGGUUCACUAGAUUUUGGAACAUUUUGUGCAUUAUUAGCCCAUUGUGACUUUUGUGAGCAUUUUCAGGCGCCUGACUUCGGGGCAGUGUCUUUGUUUGGGGCUUCGGAGGGGGAGGUUGGGUCGGCAAUCCCACUUUUGAUUCGUGGUCUUUCCACCGGCACACCCGAACCUCCUUCAUCAAUGGGUCUCACUCAUACCCUAAGGCUGUUAGGAUUAUUAUCUGUCUAUCUGUCUCCAUAUC